Messenger RNA from Phragmites australis (common reed), 2267 nucleotides. Its product is annotated as serine/threonine-protein kinase PBL34-like. The transcript has 6 exons. Lineage: Eukaryota; Viridiplantae; Streptophyta; Magnoliopsida; Poales; Poaceae. The coding region runs from base 527 to 2020 and encodes 497 amino acids. Gene Ontology annotation, biological process: protein phosphorylation. Gene Ontology annotation, molecular function: ATP binding; protein kinase activity. The record is from RefSeq and is a predicted model, not a curated record.
UCCCUCUCUCUCUACACUCUCUACAUUCUCUCUCCUCUGCUUUGACACAAUCCAUUAUUCCUUCCCCGCUCCCCCCACCCCCACCCUCACCCCGCCGCCGCCGGCGCAUCUUCUCCGGGAGUGGAUCGGCUCGGCUCGAGGGCGGUGAGGAACUGAGGCGCUCUUGGGUGUCCGUGUCCCGGUUGGUACCUGUGGUCUUGUACUCUUCUUGCACUGGGCCACCGUGAGGUAUUCCUGCGAGGAACGCUUCCGAUGCGGCGGGAUCGCGCGGCCGGCGUCCGGAGCCGAGCGUGAUUCACCUCGAUUCGACGGAAAGGUUUGAUUUUGGCGGGGCGAUUUGGUGCUUGCUUCCUCUUCUUGGCGGAAAAAAGUGCGAUUUUUGGCGGCGAUUUGGUGGUUUCUUGGAGUGGAAGGCGGCGAGGCGGGGCCGAUCUGGUGCUCUCGCUGUUCGGGAGUGUGGCUGAUUUGGAGGAGAGGUGCUGGGAUCCUUGUGAGCUUCUCGUCAAGGAGGUGGUGGUUGUAGGCGAUGGGGCUCGCGCCGCCGGAGCUGGGGCAGUUCGACGGGUGGGAGAGCUCCGGCGAGGAGGAGCGGGAGCGGUGGGGCUGGUGCCGCCGCAGCCGCCGCGGUAGCAGCAGGCGGCGCGUGCCCCCGAAGGGUGGUGACGACGCCAUGGUCGCCACUAGAUGCUGCAUCCGGCUGUGGCCAGUCGGGAGCUGCCCGCAGCCGCCACGGUCCAAGGUCGACACGUCCACCAGCAGCGCCAGCACACAUGGCGCAGAGAAGUCAACAGAAAAUGGUAGCAGGAACCAACCGGUUGCUUUAAUAGUCUCAGGUUCAACAACUACUAGUAACGCUGAGAGCAGUUCAUCUGCAUCUAAAGUUGGAGAGGAAAUAAAAGUUGCCUCUCAGCUGCGCAAGUUUGCAUUCAAUGAUCUAAAAUGUGCCACACGGAACUUCAAGCCUGAGAGUCUUCUUGGAGAAGGGGGUUUUGGAUGUGUUUUUAAAGGGUGGAUUGAAGAGAACGGAACUGCACCUGUGAAACCUGGUACAGGUCUUACAGUUGCUGUCAAGACGCUCAAUCAUGAUGGGCUUCAAGGGCAUAAAGAAUGGGUGGCUGAAGUUGAUUUUCUUGGAAACCUUCACCAUCCCAAUUUGGUCAGGUUAAUUGGAUAUUGUGUUGAAGAUGACCAAAGAUUGCUGGUGUAUGAUUUCAUGCCUCGUGGCAGUUUGGAUAACCAUCUAUUCAGAAGGUCUCUUCCUCUCCCAUGGGCCAUCAGAAUGAAGGUUGCUCUUGGAGCGGCAAAGGGUCUGGCUUUCCUUCAUGAAGAAGCAGAAAGACCAGUCAUUUAUCGUGAUUUUAAAACAUCUAAUAUACUGCUAGAUGUGGAGUAUAAUGCAAAGCUCUCAGAUUUUGGGCUUGCCAAAGAUGGCCCUGUAGGUGAUAAAACUCAUGUCUCUACUCGAGUAAUGGGAACCUAUGGGUAUGCGGCUCCGGAAUAUGUCAUGACAGGUCAUUUGACAUCAAAGAGUGAUGUCUAUAGCUUCGGGGUGGUGCUUCUUGAGAUGAUGUCUGGGCGCAGGUCAAUGGACAAGAACCGCCCUAACGGCGAGCACAACCUUGUUGAAUGGGCACGGCCCCACCUAGGAGAGAGGCAGCGCUUCUACAAGCUAAUCGACCCUCGUCUGGAGGGUAACUUCUCAGUCAAAGGUGCCCAGAAGGCAGCACAGUUAGCUCGUGCCUGCCUUAGUCGAGACCCCAAGGCACGGCCAAUGAUGAGCCAGGUGGUGGAAGUUCUCAAGCCACUGCUCAACCUCAAGGACAUGGCUAGCUCCUCGUACUUCUACCAGACAAUGCAAGCCGAGAGAAUGGCACACUCGAGCAGCAUGAACGGGAGGAACAGCCACGGCCUUAAGAUGCAGGGCUCCUUCGCGCGGAACGGGCAACAACCGAUGAGAAGCCUGUCCGAUGGCCCCCGUGCCUCCCCAUUUCGCUACUCACCGAAGCCGAAUGUGAAAUAACCAGAGGCGUCCAUGAUUCUGGUCUGGUUGAUAUCCCAGGAGUGGUUCUGGUGAUGAAACCUUGUUGGGGGUGGCUGAUUCGGGCUGAAUUGAUCUGUCUUGUAGAUUGACAUGUGCAAAAGGUUAUAGGUGAAAAGGAGAUGUAGGUAUCAGAAUUUCUCUUGUGGAUGUUUGCGCUGAGGUUUUAACUGAAUGCUGAUCGACCGUUUCUAUAUAUUUUUCUCCAAAUUUAGCCAGCUUUGGCUCA